AUGUUUUCUGGCUAUCGAUUGAUCAUUGUGAAACGAAUUCUUUAUUCUUCUAAUCGAUUCGUACGACAAGCAAUUGAUUAUAAGAAGAAUUACUACGACAUAUUGGGAGUUAGCCGUAACGCGACACAACAAGAAAUCAAGAAUGCAUUCUAUAUGUUAUCCAAGAAAUAUCAUCCGGAUGUUAUUGGGAGUGCUUCUAAGAGCAUCUUUACGGAACGGUUUAUUGCGAUUAAAGAAGCAUAUGAUGUGCUAAAAGAUGUGGAUAGUCGGAACGAGUAUGAUACAUAUCGAGCACAGAUAAGUUAUGACUAUGAUCGGCAAACUUACAAUAAACAAAAUACUGGGUAUGGUACCGGUAGAAGUAAUCGUUAUGCUGGUAGCAACAAGUAUCGUGGUAGUUGGCGAUAUGAUGAUGCUCAUUUGAGAAAGGUUUUUGAAGAAUUACAACGUCGUGCGAAAGAAUAUGAAAAAGCUCAGAAAGAACGGGAUGACCAGUUUUGGGAAAGAUUUUACAAAGCUGAACAAGAACGGUAUAAACGGCGUCAAGAAAUGCCGCCGAGGCCUAAUAUUAAACUUGUAGUCGACAGUUGGCUCAAUGGAUCAUUUCUCCCAUACUUGCCUUAUUUAAGUGCUGCCCUGAUUGUUUAUAUCAUUGGAUUUUUUAUUCUUUCAUUACACAACAUCAUCGCAGGCAGGAAAGCAUCUGAUGAUAUUAAUGAGGAUGAUUGUUCGCAAAGCUUGACGAGGCGAGAACCAGCUAAAGUGAAUGAAGUGUAG
This is a messenger RNA of Cercopithifilaria johnstoni, 777 nucleotides long. The record is from the annotation of a GenBank genome assembly. Lineage: Eukaryota; Metazoa; Nematoda; Chromadorea; Rhabditida; Onchocercidae.